Molecule: messenger RNA, 1538 nt
Organism: Leptomonas pyrrhocoris
Lineage: Eukaryota; Euglenozoa; Kinetoplastea; Trypanosomatida; Trypanosomatidae
Product: mkiaa0324 protein-like protein
Exons: 1
Coding region: 60-1538 (492 amino acids)
Source: RefSeq, a predicted model, not a curated record
GUAUUAAAGCGUCCUUUUGCUAGUUUACGCGUCUGAAACAAAGGGUUUUGCGUCUCAGCAUGUUUUCAAGGACUGUCACGGCGCUGGCGCGCAGCCGGCCGCCGUUCGCCGUCUUCUACAAAUCCAUGUCCGGCGUGCUCACUAAAAUGGCUCCCGUGCAGCGGAUGAAGGUGGCCAGUACUCUUUGGCGCAGGACGGCGCCGAGAUACGGCAUUCGCUACUCCGCCCCUCGCGUGGCGGCGGCGAAGGAGAUUUACAAGAAAGAGGGCAGGCGUCUGGCCCCAGGCGUGAAGGCUGCGGCGACGAAGCCCGCUCGCCGUUCCCGCAAGUCGAAGGCGGCGAGGCGGUCGCGUAAGGCAUCUGCGACAUCCAAGAAGAACAAGAACACGAAGAGGUCAUCGAAACGCGUGAAGGCUUCCCGUGCCACGGCCACCCGCGCGAAGCCGGCCAAAAAGGCUGUCACACCGUAUGCGUCUUUCACGGCCAACGUGCUGAAGCAGACAAAGCUGGCGCCGACAGCGACAAACAAAAGUCGUGUGUUCCGCAUGUGGCUCCUGACGGGGCAGCAGCGCUCUUCGUCCUUGACGAAGCGCAUUUCGAUGGCGGUGCGGCUCCUCAACAAGGAUCAGAGAAGCAGGCGCAAACUCAGCAAAAAGCUGACAAGGAAAGCAGGUAAGAAGACAACAAAGCGUAGCUCCAAGGCACGCAAGACAGCCGCGAAGAAGUCGCGUAAGCUACGUCGCAGCGUCACGAAGAAAACGAACAAGACGAAGAAGUCGCCUAAAGCUGCUGCGAAACAGUCGAAGGCACGGAAAGCGCGUCUCGCCUCACGCAAGAAAGCAAUGACACGCCGUCGUGUCCGCAAAGCAGCUGCGGCCAAGUCAAAGACGCGCAAGUCAGCGGCCCGUAAGGCGGCGGCGGCGGCAAAGACAAAGAGCCGUAAGUCAGCAAUGCGCAAGUCCAAGGCGAAGGCCGCUCGCAAGCCCCGCAAAGCCGCCGCAAGGCCGAGGGGGCGUCGUGUGGCGGCGAAGAAGAUGAAGCAUAUUGCCCGCAAGACGCCGCGGCGCAGCAACCCGUACAUUGAAUUCUACCGGCGCGUAUGUAUGACAGGUCUGCUGCCGAAUGGGCCGAAGGUGGUCGGCUCGCGCACGAUUAAGGCGCUGUGGGCACGCACGCACAAGCUGCCCACCAUGGACGCCCGCGUGGCCCAGGCGACGAGACUGCUCGAGGCGCAGACGGGGGCCAGCGCGAAGACAGUUGUCUCUCCUGUGCGUGCGUUGGUGCCUCGCAAAAACGCCGCUGCGUCCCACACACACGCCCCGGCGACGGUGGUGUUGAAGGAGAUCAAGGUGCCACACUACUACGAGAAGAACCCCUUCGGGGCGACCUACGCGGCGCUGCUGCCGAUGCUGCAGACCAUCCCCAGCUCCACGCGCAUGGCACACGUCGCGAAGGCGUGGACGAGCACGGCGCUCAAGAAUGACCACCGCUCAGCGAAGCAGCGCAUCGCCGCCGUGGCGCAGCAAUUGAAGGCGUAA